Messenger RNA from Physcomitrium patens, 2169 nucleotides. NCBI's taxonomy places the organism in Eukaryota, Viridiplantae, Streptophyta, Bryopsida, Funariales, Funariaceae. The record is from RefSeq and is a predicted model, not a curated record.
UCUGUCUCCAAGGUUGUUCGUCGAAGCCAUUUUGAUGAUUCGAUCUCGCAGCGAUGGCGUCGACGCCAGGCUUUCUGCAUCCCCUGCCCUCCCCUCCGCUCUUGUGCCUGCCUUCCUCCUCCUCCUCUUGCUCUUCUUCCAGCUGCAUUUCACCGCGCCUGAAUAGGUGCAGUGUGGCGUAUUUGGUGUCCAGGGAGCUCCGGACUAAUUGUGGGUUCAGGCGUGUGGAGGUUCUGCGCGCAGCUGAGUCUGAAAUCACUGCCCCGGCGCCGGCGGAAGAGGAAGGUGAUAUGAAUCUGCCUUGCAACACAUGUAACGGCAAGGGAUUUUUGUUGUGCGAUUUUUGCAAAGGGCAGAAAACGAAUGUGCAAGUGAGGGCUAACAAAUUUUACCGGCGAUGCCCUUCUUGUCGAGCUGUUGGUGUUGUAAUUUGCCCACAAUGUAAAGUCUACAAGUGUGUCACAUUUCCAGAUGGUGUCGAUGGGUACUGAUGCUGUAGCAAUGAUGGCCAGAACCGGCUAAUUCGUGUUGGAGCAUUUGUUAAGGGAAGCCGAGACAUUUCUAGGGUCUCUUGACAUUCAAAUUUCAGUGAGUUAUGGCCAGUUUUAUAAUAAGAAAAAGAAAAAGAAAAAAAAGAAAAAAGAAACUCUAGAAGUUUUAGAAAAAAAUGUUAAGAGAGGUUUUGAUGGAAUUGGAUUGCAUCACAUUUGGAUCCUAUAUUCAUUUUCAUUCAAAUUGAUGGUUUAGCUAGUAUCUACAUUUCUUCGAAUACUAGACCGUGGCAAUGGGAGUAGAUAAUUCUGCUUCCAGUUGCUAAUGUACAAUGAGCAAUCAAAUGUCUCUGGUUUAACAAAUUUUGCAGAAUUUCUUUCACAUUGAUUAAAUGGGAACUUCUAGAAUCGAUAUCUUCAUGAUUAGCUCUCCCCUCAACUGCUAGUCAUCGUUUUUUAGAAUAUCGUUUGUUCAGAUCAAUUAAGAUCUAGUUUGUAGAGGUAAGAAGCUAAAGCAUUGGCAUAGGCUUCAAGUUGGAUAGUGUUGUGAAUUGCAUGAGGAUAAGCACUAAGAGACAUGCUAGUUUGCGCAUGAACUAAACUACUUGGAUUUCAGAUGAAAAAAGGCCCCCAAGUUACCGUUUGCAAAUGACGCUGAUCCCUUAAUAUUCAGAUGCUCUCUGGAGCGAUUAGCGGGCGAGAUUUUGACUUUUCAUGCAAACCUUAGGUUCUCGAGAACUAUUCUAUUUCAUGUUAUUGAGGACAAGAGCAAGAGUAUUGGUGACAAGGAUGGCGCCUCCUGUUAUAGGACCAAACCCGCGUAAAUUGUUUUUUCUCGAUGUACGAUUCUUCACCUAAUUCUACUGGGUCGAACUAGAUGAUGAAGUAUGGUCCUUGGCUUACAUGGAUGAAGUGGGAAUCGGUGGCAGGUGCGAGAGCAUCUCAUGAGAUGGAUCACAGAUAAGUAAACCCUGAAUUUGAACUCUCUCCAUAUUUAUAUUUAAAAAAUCCGGCUGCUUCGACCAAUCUAUAGUUCACUGCUGUGCUUUCAAAACCCAGGCUAAACUUAUCUAUAUUAUACAUGCGAAUAUUCCAUGGAAAUACGGGUUGCUUUCCCUCUUCCACGGCCAGGAAUGUUGAGAUUUUUUCCUCGUUUUUGGAGAUAAUUUUAGUGUUUACUUACCUAGGUGCUUCCCGGAAUAUGCCCUAAAUUGAACGCAUGCGGUGGUUCUGCAUGCUUUUGGCUUAAUUUGCAACAGGAGAUCCAAAUGCACCGAACAUGGGAAUUGAGAAUGACUCGCACGGUGAAGACAGGAUAACAGUACUGAGUGUGGAUUCGUCUAGUUGGGCUUGUCACUGUUUAUUUCUACAGGAAGGCGUAAAUAUUUCUAGAGGACAUGAGGUGAAGUAUCUGAGAAAGGUAAGAGCAUAUUGCCAGCAAUACGUGAAUGAUCUGUUCACCUGAAUCUAAUCUUAAAUGAAUUCUUCUUUCGGAAAUGGAGGAUUCUGUCGUCACUAUCAAGUAUAGCCUCCAGAUUAGGCAUCUCGCCGAUUCGAAUGCAAUGCUUGUAUACUUCAGACAUCUCAGGCAUGUGAAAAAUUCAGCAAUCCUCAACCAAAUACUGUUUGGAUGUGAGUUUGAAAAAUUCUACGCUUCCCAGAUGUCAUUUAUAAUGAU